CAUUCUUGUAUAAAAGUUUAGUAGUAUUAAUUCAUGGCGCUGUUAUCUUUUGAGAAAGGUCUCACAAGCCUUGGACGUGUUUUUGCAAGCAACAAAGGCUACCGGACACGAACUAAAACGAUUAAUAUCACGAAAAGAAGCGGAUCCAUCGAUGAUAUUUCUUCACAAAGCGUCUCAGAUCAAGAGUCUAAGCAUGCCGUGUGUACAACCUACAUCUGUGUUCCGAUAUGGGAAUGCGUGGAAACCCCUGAAGGAAAAUCGGGAAAAGGUGUACCUGCUAAUGGUGCGAUAGAGAAGAACGCAAAGAAAAGUCAAAAAAUAGGGCGGGGUAAUAGCUUGUAUACCAUUCCUCUAGCAGGCGAUAGUAUAGACAAUGGAGUUUUGAACAGAGGAUGUGUUGAUCCUAUUCCCCGAUCCUCAGUGACUAUCAAAACAUCUAACACACCACCGCAUCGAGAUCCAGCUAAUAGGGCUAGCGAUGAGAGGCGAAGAAAUAGUGGAAUCGCACUACCACGUAGCGCUGAAACACUAGUUGCCAGUGAAACUAAUGUGAAUUGUAGUGGCCAACUAUAUGCAUCACGACCUCAAUCGCGUUCGUCUUCGCAGGGUAGAAGGGCAUCAAUUGAUCAUACUGCCACCCAUGUGUCUGGUAGCGAUUCACUAUCUCUUACAGACGGUUUUUCAAGAUAUCGUAGGUCAAACUCUGUGGCCGACGUGCGAACCGGUGUUUCCAAUGAUUGGUCAGCUGAAGUCAUACAAACUAAUUCUGGCCUAAUUAUCGAAAGCCCACACCCCAACAUUCACCGGAGGGCAAGUGUACAGAAGAUGAUUGAAAGAGGUAGUUCCCAAGGGGGGGUGCGUGUGGGUGCAAACAAGUUUCAGUUUGCAUAUCCCGCUCGUGUAUGUGCGGACACAAAGUCAACUACAAGACCUGACAACCCACAGAAUGAGGCGUCCGAUCGAAUUUGUGUCGAUCCGAUCCCUUGUAUCAUAGAUACCUACGGGCAUUCUGAGUACGACCGGCGUUCGCGCCGCCGGCCUCCUCCUACGCAAGAGUCACAGAAUUUGAUAUACGAGGAAUUGAUGGCGUACAAGUUUUCAGAAAUGCCCGUACACGAAGCUUCUAUGCACAACAUGAAUGUGCAUUUGACUAAAUCACGUGGACGACAGAGGAUGAACCAGCUUCAGGUUCUCGCCAGAGUCGGCUUUCAAACUGUGCCUAGUGCAGCAAACGUGCCGAUUUAGUGUUGCGGUUGUCUUAAAUAAGAGUAAUAGGGAUAUUUCAAUUAAAAUUUUAAAUAGAAUACCUG
Messenger RNA from Sphaeroforma arctica JP610, 1310 nucleotides. RefSeq lists its product as hypothetical. Bases 34 to 1245 code for a protein of 403 amino acids. The record is from RefSeq and is a predicted model, not a curated record. Lineage: Eukaryota; Ichthyosporea; Ichthyophonida. The transcript has a single exon.